Molecule: messenger RNA, 976 nt
Organism: Sapajus apella (tufted capuchin)
Lineage: Eukaryota; Metazoa; Chordata; Mammalia; Primates; Cebidae
Product: transport and Golgi organization protein 1 homolog
Exons: 1
Biological process (GO): vesicle cargo loading; endoplasmic reticulum to Golgi vesicle-mediated transport; protein secretion
Cellular component (GO): endoplasmic reticulum membrane; endoplasmic reticulum exit site
Source: RefSeq, a predicted model, not a curated record
GCCAAAGAACAGGUGCCCAACAUUGGCACAAAAGCUCCUUUAGAGCCAAACAUGAAUUUGGGAUUAUCUCAGUCAUUAACAUGGAUAAGAGUUUGCUCUUGUGACACUUGAUUAGUGACACACUAUUUUUUUUUUCUUACAGGAGAUGGAUUUUGUUUGUUUUGAUGAAGGAAGAGAUGAUUUUGAUAAUUAUAAUGUAGAAGAGCUUUUAGGGUUCUUGGAAUUGUACAAUUAUGCAACUGGGGAUUCUGAGAAAGCUGUAGGAAAAACUUUACAGGAUGUGGAAAAAAACCCUGAAUUAUCUAAGGAAAGGGAACCUGAGCCUGAACCAGUAGGAGCCAACUCAGAGGAAAGUGGCAGAGUAUUCUCAGAAAAGGCAAAGUAUCUUCAGGAACACUUCACAGCUCGGCAGCACCACUCCCAUACAAACAGCCAAGCAGAUCAUGCUCAGGGAGAGCAGCCUUCAUUUGAAGCUUUUGAAGAAAUGCUGCAAGAUAAACCAAAAGUGCCAGAAAGUGAAAACAACAAAAUCAGCAAUAGUUCUCAGGUCUCAAAUGGACAGGAUAAGAUUGAUGCCUGUAAACUUUUGGAAAAAGAAAUGACUCUAGACUGGAAAACCACAUUUGGCUCAACAGCUGAUGGACUUGUAUCUGAUGAUGAAAGAACCAGACUUGUUACUUCAUUAGAAGAUGAUUUUGAUGAGGACUGGGGCGCUGAGUAUUAUGCAGUUGGGAAGAAAGAUGAGGAGAACCAAGAAGACUUUGAUAAGCUGCCAUUACUCACCUUUACAGAUGGGGAAGAUAUCAAAACUCCAGCGAAGCCCGGAGUUGAGAAAUAUUCAACAGAUAAACAGCAGAAUUCAAAUGAAGAGGAUAAGGUCGAGAUAACUGUGCGCCCUGGCAUCAAAAAUGAUGAUAAAAAUAUACCAACAACCUGGGGGGAUACUAUCUUUUCUCUUGACACAGGAGGUGAAGAA